This is a messenger RNA of Sesamum indicum (sesame), 1261 nucleotides long. RefSeq lists its product as uncharacterized. Gene Ontology annotation, biological process: nucleosome assembly. Gene Ontology annotation, molecular function: structural constituent of chromatin; double-stranded telomeric DNA binding. NCBI's taxonomy places the organism in Eukaryota, Viridiplantae, Streptophyta, Magnoliopsida, Lamiales, Pedaliaceae. Gene Ontology annotation, cellular component: nucleosome. The record is from RefSeq and is a predicted model, not a curated record.
CACCAUUACACGCACCCACAAAUUGUAGCUAGAUUCUAUCAUCGGUGCAUAGAUCUACACCCCAAUUUCCUCAAAUUCCGAAACCCUAAUCCUUCCCCGAAUUUCUGUAGGGAAUUCUCCAUGGCCACCACAGAGGAACCAGUUCUCCCUAAGGAGCCAGAGGUUGAGGUACCCGCCGCUGAGGAGACUGCCGAAGAAGAAAAGUCUACGGAGAGAUCGACGAAAACCAAGAAAGUGGCCGCUCCCAAAGAACCCAAGACGAAGAAAGUCCCUGCUCCCAGAAAGCGUAACCCCCCGACUCACCCUCCUUACUUCGAGAUGAUUAAAGAGGCGAUUGUCACGCUGAAGGAUAGAACCGGAUCGAGUCAAUACGCGAUCACGAAGUUCAUCGAAGAUAAGCAGAAGAAUCUGCCGCCCAAUUUCAGGAAGCUUUUGCUCGUUCAAUUGAGGAAGCUUGUGUCUAACGACAAGCUCGUCAAGGUCAAAAGUUCGUAUAAGUUGCCAUCGGCUCGUUCCGCCAAGCCGGCUGCUGCUUCUGCUCCGGCAAAGAAGAAGCCAGCUCCUGCCUCGAAACCCAAGCCCAAAGCCGCCGCUACCAAAGAGAAGAAGGCUACGGUUUCUAAAGCCAAGCCCAAGGCUAAAACCGCGGCUGUGAAAUCCAAAACGUCCGCUGCCCCGAAAGCUAAACCAGCAGCAGAGGCGAAGCCCGCGGCGAAAGCCAAGCCUGCUGCUAAGCCGAAGGCGGUUGCCCCUGCAAAGGCAAAGCCUGCACCAAAGAGGAAGGCGCCGGAAAAGCCAAAGACCGAGAAGAAACCACCGGCUAAGGUGGCUAAGACGACAACGAGGUCGAAUCCAGGGAGGAAGGCGGCCAUGAAAUCUCCUCCAAAGAAGGCUCCGGUGGCCAAGAAGGCGGCAGCGAAGAAGACUCCGGUCAAGAGCGUGAAGUCUAAAACUGUCAAGUCUCCGGCGAAGAAGGCCGCCGCGAAGAAGGGAAAGAAGUGAGAGGGUAGUUUGGGAAAUGACGUUUGUUUGUAGGAUAGUAUUGUAAAUUCGUCAUGGGCCUUUUGGUUGGUUUAGCUGCUUCAGCGCUACAGAGUAUGAUAGGAUUGGAUUUUUUUAUUUUCCUUUUCCUUUUUUGCCCUUUCCUACAUAUCUUUGUUUCCUUUAUCAGGUUUUUAGGGAUUUGAAAUAGUUCAUAGCUGUACUCAUAUGCUCGAAUCAAAUGCGUCCCAAUAUGAAUCAUUAGUUACAUUUACAUCCA